AUGAGCCAGGCUGUGCCAGUGGCCUCAGCUGACCUUGGGCUUUUCAUCUCCCAGUACCUCAGUUUCCCCAUCUACACGGCAGUGGGCAAGCGCAGAGGUGGAGCUUACAAGGGGUUUUGGUUUUUUUUUGUUAGAUAUAAAAGGCUUAGAUGAGUCGAUGCUAACCACAGCGCCUGGGACGUGGAUGAGGGGAGCCGCAGAGAGCGGAGAGCAGUGCUGGCCAUGGGGAGGGCAGCCACAACCCUCUUGGCUCUGCUCAGCCUAGCAGCAACUAUUUGUGAUGCCCAGGACACCUGCCCAGAGGUGAGAAUAGUGGGACUGGGUGAUGCGGACCGGCUCGCCAUUCUCCAAGGAUGCCCAGGGAUCCCAGGUGCCUCUGGCCCAAAAGGAGAACCAGGCCUCUCAGGAGCAAAAGGAGAAACGGGAGCCCAGGGACUCCCUGGGAAAGCAGGACCACCUGGUGCAAAAGGAGCAGCUGGAGAUCCUGGCUUCCCAGGACCGAAAGCCAGGAACUGCCAAGAGCUGUUGAGUAAAGGGAAGAUCCUGAGCGGCUGGUACACCAUCUACCCCCAAGGCUGCAACACUACCACCGUCUUCUGUGACAUGGACACGGAUGGUGGAGGAUGGAUUGUUUUCCAGAGGCGCUGGGAUGGGUCAGUGAACUUCUUGCGAGAUUGGGAUUCAUACAAACGAGGCUUUGGCAAUCAGCUGACAGAGUUCUGGCUGGGGAAUGACAACAUCCACUUCCUCACAUCACUGGGACCCUGUGAACUCCGCAUUGACCUGAGAGACUUUGAAAACAACUACUAUUUUGCCAAGUACGCUUCAUUCAGAGUCUUAGGAGAGUCUGAGAAAUACAAACUGGUUCUAGGAGACUUCCUUGGUGGAAAUGCUGGAGACUCCUUAUCAUACCACAAGGACAUGCCAUUUUCAACAACAGACCAGGACAACGACAUGAGCUCCUUUAACUGUGCCACAGAAUACAAGGGAGCGUGGUGGUACAACGACUGCCAUUACUCCAACCUGAAUGGAAUGUACUGGUUGGGCGUUCAUGGGAGCUAUGCUGAUGGCAUAAACUGGAAGACAGGCAAGGAAUAUCAUUACUCCUAUAAGCGAACGGAAAUGAAAUUCAGGCCAGUUUAACAUGGCAAGAGGGUGUCUGACUAGCACCAACGAUGCCUCUCUACAGCCAAGAGAAGACACAAAACAU
Messenger RNA from Haliaeetus leucocephalus (bald eagle), 1210 nucleotides. RefSeq names its product ficolin-2-like. The record is from RefSeq and is a predicted model, not a curated record. NCBI's taxonomy places the organism in Eukaryota, Metazoa, Chordata, Aves, Accipitriformes, Accipitridae.